This is a messenger RNA of Anopheles merus, 4026 nucleotides long. RefSeq names its product torso-like protein (gene tsl). The record is from RefSeq and is a predicted model, not a curated record. Lineage: Eukaryota; Metazoa; Arthropoda; Insecta; Diptera; Culicidae. The transcript is spliced from 4 exons. The coding region runs from base 1318 to 2496 and encodes 392 amino acids.
UUGCAAUCUAAAAUUAAAAAAAAAUAAAAAAAACAAAACUCUAAACAUUGCAUAACGCUCGUCCAUCACUGGCGGAACUACACCGUUCUUAUCGUUUCAUCUGGCGCCAAUGUUGUGGCCUGUACACCCCCUCUCGAGCACCCUUCAACCAAAUGAUUUAAAAGUAAAGAAAUUAAACAAAGAAAACCUUCAUCAGCGUUUUAAAGCACACAGCCAUUCGAAAAUAUUCCAUUCAUGCUAACCGCGCGGGUUCCGAUUCUGAGUCCUGUCCGGUGCGAAAAACAGCUGUUAAAGGGAGUCGCCGAUCGCCCAGCCGACCAAACCAACCCAACCCAACCCUCCACCAAACCACCCAGCGGUUGGUCUUAAGGCCGGCGAGCUCUCGGUUCGAUCGCCGGCCCCUCCACCAAUGGCCACACUCCAACACAACGCUGCAAGUCCUUCAUACGGCUUCCAAACCGAUGGGGAGGGGGGAGGGGGAAUGUCUCACUGUCUCUGUGUGUAUGUGCUUCGAAAUCAACGCUCGCAACCAGCGCGAGACGAUGCAAAACGUGUCUUCAGCCGCUACCCUUUCAGUCGAUCGAGUGCAACGGGCCAGGCAACAACACACACGACGCGCGCUCUCUGCCACUAACCCUCCUUUGCGUCAUCCAUCCCUGUGUUUGUGUGUGUGUGUGUGUGUGCGGCUGAUGUGAUGAUGCUACCUGCCGAUCGCGGUGCUGCCCUUAUCGCCCGUUUGCUGCCGGCGAUCGCGAACGUCACACCGACGGCGGCGGCAGCGUUCUAAACCACCACCCCUGUGGAGUGAGCGAGCGCCAAGGGGAAGUCGAAGUGUGAAGGGAAGGUGCUUGAAUGGUUUUUGUUUUUUGGUUUGUUUUGUUAGAAAAGUUAUAAAUUUUCCAGUCGUGUCAGUAGUGUCACCGGCAGCAAGUGCACCGAAAGUGCUCUCUCGCCUGUCUUGUGUGCCUUUCGUCGACUCAUCAUCAGUUGGCUGUUGUGUUGGCUCGGUUGAGAAGCUGCAAACUCGUACACAGCCCCUCCACACGUAACACAGCCAGCCAGACAGCUAGCAAGGAGAUCGGCGCGGAAGAGAACAAGCGAGCUGCUGUAACACCUUUGCUGCAUGCCCUCUGGCCACGAUAAUGUAAGAACGCGCGUAACAGAUGUAAUAGGAUUGGCACGCACGAUCCUGCACUUCCUACAUCAUCCCGGAAAAUCGGUUCGGCAAAUUGUGGUGAAAAACGAAAACGGCAAGGAUUCACCAUCAACACCAAUUGGAACGGAACGGCGCCUGAUUGGGUGGUUGGAGGAGGAGUGAUGACGAACGGCACGGCACACGAUCGCGAUCACAGCAAUCAUCAUCAUCCGCCUCAUCCGCAUCAUCAUCAUGCAGGAACAGCACCACCCUCUUCCUCGUCAUUAUCAGCAACGGCAGCCAGCAAGUUUGUGCCACCAUCGAUGGCGAGCGUGCUCGUGAUCGUGGCCGCGCUACUGCUGUGCGGACUGCCUGGGCAGUGUAGCGGGCAGCGGGAAUCGCAGCUGCGGCUAGGCAAAGCGAUCAACGUGUUCCUGCGCUACGGCUAUCUGUCGAUAUCGAUGAAGGUCAUCUCGUACAACGAUACCGAACGAUGGCUGUUCAAGGAGCCGACCAACAACAUCUUCACGGGCCUGGAUCUGCUCAAGACGGAAGAGUUCGAGGUAAAGCCGGGCAUCUUUAACGGCGACUUCCACAUGGAGUUCUGCGACAACCGGCGCCAGCUGUUCCAGGCGUACUUCCGCGACUUCCAGAUCGAGCGGCUGGACAGCCCGUGGCGGGCGUACACCGAGGGCUGGCACCCGGAGGUGGCCGCCAAGAAGCUAGGCAUCCAAAGCAAGUACCUCGAGCGGGACGACUACUGCUACGUGCUGGUGCGGGUCGCCCGGUACCGGGACAGCGCCCGCUUCACCAAACCGAUCCCGCCGAACCAGACGCUCGAGCCGGAGGUGGCGCGCAAGAUGCAGAGCGUCGUGAUCGGCGACACGACGUCCGCGGUGCAGUUCAUGAACCAGUACGGGACGCACUAUAUCAACGCGUACGUGACCGGCAACUCGCUCUAUCAGGUGUUUGUGUUUAACAAGCGCAACUACGGCUACGUGAAGGAUAAGCUGAAGAAGCGGGGCGAAAUGACGGUGUCCAAGGUGGACCUGUACGAUCACUUCGCGCCGUGGUACGUGGAGCACAUGGGCAAGAUACGGUGCGCCAGCGGGAACGCGACGAUCGAAACGUGGGCCGCCCGGAAGCUGCGCCUGUCCUACUACGUCUUCACGUACAGCAGCCUGCUCAAGCUGCACGGGGACGGCUCGCUGCUGCGGAUACUGAGCGCGCUGCUGCAGAACGAAGCGAUCCUGCAGCUGGACAUGCGCUCGCUGAGCGUGCUGUUUAAGGAUCCGGCCAAGCGGGCCUGGUACGAGGAGAUACUGGACAACUAUCUCAAGCUGUGGGAAGUGAACAUGUAGCCGGAGGCGGUGCAGCGUUCCCGGUGAUCCGAGAGACCGGGAAGUACGCUAAUGGUGGUGUUGUUGGCCGGUGGUGAUUUCCUACGGAAAUUGUCCACUGCUCACUGUGGUAAUCGAUCCUGGGGGGAGAGGGUGACUUCUGAGCUCUGUUACGAGUUACGAGUAGACUAAUUUAACGCGCGUCUUCUUCUGGAGGAACCUUCGUCCCGCCUUUUUGAGGUAUUUGUGAGCGCACACCGUUGUAGCUUCACGGUUCCAGUGGACUGUGGGCCACGCCAAAGCGACGCAGGCCACACGCGUAAGGUGCAAAUGAGUUUUAUUGCAGUGAUGGCACACAGACACACACCCAAAACUCCCACACAUUAGUCUUAAGCUUGGAGUAAGAGGGUCCCCUUCAGAAUCCACAAGUGUCAUACACACACACACCGGAAAAAGCUUCGCUCUAACUACACACACUACUAUUACUACCACUAUUACUACUACUACUACUACUACUACUACUACUUUCACAUGCUGUGAUAGACUUAGUUGACUCCAGAGUGUUUGUCAGGUUGUAUGGAUACCACCCCUCCCCCCCCCCCCCCCCCAAUACCCCCAAUCCUCCGGGGGAGGGAAAGAAACCUGCAGCCCUAAACACGCGGAGUAGACACGCGUUUUGUACCGGGAAAGUCGGCAUUAACAUGUGGGACAACACAACCACGCAGCAUUAUGGCACCGCGUGUGUGCCUCGUGUCCGUGCGUGCGCAAUCGUUAGGGGAAAGAGUGGGACAGAGCAAGUAGAUUAAUUUGAGCUAAGGAUCCUUUUAUACGCGUAAGAUAAUGGAUUAAAAAUCAACUAGUGAUAGUCAUAUUUAAGCCGGACGGAGUAAAUAAAAAGAACAAGCUUUAAGGAGAAACAAGUGCGGACGUGUGUAUGUGUGCGUUUGGGUGAAUAAUGUUGUGAUUGGGUUAUUGUUGAUUAAAUUUGAAGAUCUACUUUUGAUAUAUUUUUCAAUCUCGUUUGAGAUUGGGAAUGGAAAAAAACCCGUGGCGAAUGCUCCAAUACACCACACCCGUUAGAGGUUUGCCAUUUCUUUAUAUAGAUAUUUAUUCAUCUUCAUCUGUGUCUCUGUCGCGCUUUCGAUAAUAUCCUUGGCGCACCUGUGGCCUGCAUUAACAACCUUAUUUAUUUUUGCCGGUCGACCAAUCAAUAACUAUCAGAUCCGAUACAAACUAUCAAACAUGUGAUGCGUUCGCUACGUUCGAUUAAUAAUCGAACUGAAUACGGCGGUUAGGGGAUGGAUACUGGUGGUUUUGCAUCUACCUUGACGGUCAACCUUUUCUAGGUAGGGCCUGCUGCUGGUAGCGAAAUGAACGAACGUUAAGAGAUUGAAAUAAAAAAUAUAAAUAAUAAUUAAAAAAAAACGUACAACCUACAACGGUAUUAGGGGGUCCUAAAAGGAGUCAACAAACGGGUACUGCUGCCUUUAAAGUACAGCCAGUGUAUGUGUGUAUGUAAGUACGAUGCCGUCGGUACGAUACGUUUACAUC